GAAUCCGCGCGUGAGAUUUGAGAAGGGGAUGUGAUUUGUCGGAUCGAUCUACAGGAACCCAAGAGUGGAAAGACACACAGUUUUUACCAAUCUGAAGAGAAUAGAGAAUCCGAGUAGUAUAUAUCAUUAAUUACAAUGCGAUUGGAUUAACAGGUGGAUUGUUUUCAGAAAUUGGAAAUUGUUGAUAAUUGAAUAAGACUGUUGUGGAAAAAGGGAAAAAUCGGAAUUGGAGAAGGACUGGGUAGGGGAAGAAGAAAUUUGGAAAAUGAAGGGCGGGUAUGGGGGUUCAUCGUACUCCUUUGCAACAAAGAGACGAUGGAAAGGUCUGGUCAUGGCUGUUCUGGGUCUCGUGUUUCUUUCCAUGCUGGUUUCGCUAAUUUUCUUGCUCGGACUCCAUAAUGGUUUUCUCUCAUCGGCUGGAUAUGCUACUGAGCAACCUAAUUCAGCUACAAAACAUUUAAGAGUUUAUGAUCAACACAGCAGUGCUGACACCAGAAACCUAUCAAAGAGAAACCAGUCAACACACGUGGAUGACCUUAUAAGAAGAUUGGUUCCAACUCGUCCGAAGAAUGUGGGGGAGAAUCCUGUCACAGAAGCUGAGAAUGAAACUUAUGGCCUCCCUACAGCUACUGAUUCGCCCAAACUACAGCAGAAAAAUAAUACUGGACUUGCUGUUACAGAUGAUGCUGGUAAGAAUUUUAGAGGUGCUGAUGAAAGUGAAAAUCUGUGUGAGUUGAAAUAUGGGAGUUACUGUAUAUGGCGCCGAGAACAUAGGGAAAAAAUGAAAGACGCUGUAGUGAAGAAGAUGAAGGACUUACUUUAUGUCGCUCGUGCUUAUUAUCCAAGUAUUGCAAAGCUUCCAGCAUUUGACAAGUUGUCACAUGAAAUGAAGCAAAAUAUUCAGGAUUUUGAACGUGUUUUUAGUGAAGCUUCGACAGACAAAGAUCUUCCUCUUCAAAUUGGGAAGAGGCUAACCAAGAUGGAGGCAGCAAUAGCCAAAGCAAAGUCAUGCCCUGUGGACUGUAAUAAUGUUGAUAAGAAAUUAAGACAACUGGUUGAUCUGACGGAGGAUGAAGCUAAUUUCCACAGGAAGCAAAGUGCCUUCCUCUACCAACUUGCAGUUCAAACCAUGCCAAAGAGUCUCCAUUGUCUCUCCAUGCGGUUAACUGUAGAGUAUUUUAGAUCUCCACAUGAUUUGGAGCAGUCAUUGUCUGAGAAAGUUUUAAAUCCAGACUUGCACCACUAUGUUAUAUUCUCCAGGAAUCUACUUGCUUCAUCUGUAGCAAUCAACUCGACUGUACAGAAUACGGAAGAAAGUGAGAAACAGGUUUUUCAUGUCCUGACAGACAGGGAAAAUUACUUUGCUAUGAAAUUAUGGUUUUUCAUUAACAAGUAUCGGGAAGCCACAGUUCAGGUUUUGAAUAUUGAAGAUCUUAAGUUGAAUAAUCACUAUAAGUUGGCUCCAUUGCAUCUAUCAUUGCCUGAAGAAUUUCGUGUUUCUUUUCUUAGAGUUGACAAACUCUCUAGUUAUCAGAUUAGAACUGAGUACCUAUCAAUAUUUUCACAUUCCCAUUAUCUCCUUCCUAAGAUAUUUCCAACUUUGAAGAAAAUUGUGGUUUUGGACGAUGACAUCCUCACUCAAAGAGACUUAUCAGAACUUUGGAGCGUUGACAUGGGUGGAAAAGUGAUUGGUGCUGUGCAGUUCUGUGCAGUGAAGUUGGGGCAGCUGAAAAAUUAUUUGCCUAGGUACAGUUUCUCAGAAAAUUCUUGUGCUUGGAUAUCUGGAGUAAACAUUAUUGAUUUAUCCAGAUGGAGGGAACAUAAUCUUACUGAAACAUUCCAGAGGUUGGUGCAAGAGAGCAGAUGAGCACAGAAGAAGGAUUAUCUGAAGCUACUGCACUAAGUGCAAGUAUGCUCACCUUUCAAGGUCAAGUUUAUGCUCUUGAUGACAGUUGGAUGUUAUCAGGCCUGGGCCUUAAUUAUGGUCAUGAAGACGAUGCCCUGAGGACAGCAGCGGUUUUGCAUUUCAAUGGAAACAUGAAACCGUGGCUCGAGCUUGGCAUUCCUAAAUACAAAAGUUCUUGGAGGAAGUUUCUGAACCUACAAAAUCAGUUCUUGAGUGAUUGCAAUGUAAAUCCUUAGAUGCCAAAUCACCAUGUUUCUGAAGUUGCAGCAUAUGGGAUAUUCAAAGCAGGAAGACGACGUUCCCUUAUGUGCGCUGAUCAAAAUAUUCUUUGUUCAAGCUGAGGUAAUCAUGGCAAGUACGAGCCGCAAUGAAUUUGACAUAUUUCGAAUUCAUGGACGAUAAAAGAAGAAAAACUAUUCUUACUUUCGGCAAGGCCCGAAGCAUAGGACGAUUCUUGCAGUAGUCAAAUUUGCUACGAUUGGAAAACGUUUUAUGAAGUUAGACAUACCUAUCUGAUGCAUUUGGAAAACGCAUCUGAGUAAGGGUAGAGUUCACUUAUACUAAAUGGAGAGAAGUAAUGACAGUAGAUUUUGUAGAAAAUAUUUUUUUUUUUAUGUUUGCUUCUUGAAGGAUUAGUUGUCAUUUGUGCAACAAUAACUUGAGGAGAAAAUUUAAUUGUUCAGUUCU
This is a messenger RNA of Olea europaea var. sylvestris, 2593 nucleotides long. Its product is annotated as probable galacturonosyltransferase 7. Bases 266 to 1867 code for a protein of 533 amino acids. Gene Ontology annotation, molecular function: polygalacturonate 4-alpha-galacturonosyltransferase activity. The transcript is spliced from 11 exons. The record is from RefSeq and is a predicted model, not a curated record. Lineage: Eukaryota; Viridiplantae; Streptophyta; Magnoliopsida; Lamiales; Oleaceae.